AUUUUAUAUAAUAUGCCCACUACUGUUUACUACGGCACACUUGUACACUCUAUAUCUCUUAAGGAGAUGGAGAUUAUCUCGAAUGGUGUCUUAAUUGUCAAUGAGGAAGGUGCCAUUGUCCAAAUCGAGAAGGACAUUAAAGAUCUCGAAUCCUUUUUAGCAACUUCAGGUCAUAAAGAUUCCAAGAUUCACAUUUUGGGUGCCGAGCAAUUCCUCGUGCCUGGCUUCGUUGAUACUCACGCACAUGCUCCCCAAUAUAUGUUUGCAGGAUCAGGAAUGGAUCUUCAACUUCUGGAGUGGCUUGAUACACACGUAUUCCCAUGUGAAUCUGCUUUCAAGAGCGUGGAACACGCAGGCAAGGCAUAUACAAAGGUAAUCGAGCGUUUUCUUUUAAAUGGUACCACAACAUGCAGUUGGUUUGCUACUAUUCAUCUUGGUGGGUGUAAGAAAUUGGUGGAUAUUAUUCAAGAUUUGGGUCAACGUGCGUAUGUUGGUAAAGUGAACAUGGAUCAAAAUGCACCAGACUAUUAUAUUGAGGACACCGAAUCCAGUUUAAAUGAUACGCGUACAUUUAUCGAAUAUGUCCAAGAAAAAAAAUCCAACCUGAUCACACCUGUUGUUACACCUCGUUUUGCCAUUACAUGCUCCACGCCACUUAUGAACGGUUUGAGUCAAUUGGCUAACGAAUACAAUGUUCCCAUCCAAACUCAUUUGUGUGAAAAUCAUGAUGAAAUCGAUUUCACUUGUUCGCUUUUCAAAGAUUCCAAAGAUUAUACUAGUGUAUAUGAUGACCAUCAUCUCUUAAACGAGCGUUCUUAUAUGGCCCAUUGUGUUCACAUGACAGACGCAGAAAUUGAUAUGCUGGCUGAACGAAAGACAGGUAUCGCUCAUUGUGCAAACUCUAACUUCUCAUUACACAGUGGCGUCUGUGAUGUGAGACGUUUCUUAGAAAAGGGUGUAAAGGUUGGUCUAGGCACCGAUGUUGCUGGUGGAUUUUCACCUUCCAUGUUAGAUGCUGUUCGAUCCACUUUCUUUGCCUCCAAAACAGUUAAGAUAUUACACCGUGAUGGACCCUUAAAGGACAAGGAUUACGCUCCUUUGACCCCCUCAGAAUUACUCUAUUUGGCUACAUUAGGUGGAGCUCAAGUUUUAGGUUUACAGGGACAAAUUGGUAACUUUGAAAAGAACAAGGCAUUCGACGCUCUUUGGGUGGAUUUAGAGCAUGGAUCGAUCGACUUAAUGGGUGGCGAGACCAUGCAUCAAAAGAUUGAAAAGUUCUUAUUUAAUGGAAGCGACCAAAACUUGAAGCACGUUUAUGUUCAAGGUAGACGCGUCGCUGGUAAGAGUACGCAAUAAGGACAAUGCAUAAUGGCUUAUCCAUUCUGUAUAAAAUAAAAAAGUUCAUUUCCAAUC
Mucor mucedo is the source of this 1413-nucleotide messenger RNA. Its product is annotated as guanine deaminase. Bases 13 to 1356 code for a protein of 447 amino acids. NCBI's taxonomy places the organism in Eukaryota, Fungi, Mucoromycota, Mucoromycetes, Mucorales, Mucoraceae. The transcript has 3 exons. Gene Ontology annotation, biological process: guanine catabolic process. Gene Ontology annotation, cellular component: cytosol. The record is from RefSeq and is a predicted model, not a curated record. Gene Ontology annotation, molecular function: guanine deaminase activity; zinc ion binding.